This is a messenger RNA of Lates calcarifer (barramundi perch), 1397 nucleotides long. RefSeq names its product NADPH:adrenodoxin oxidoreductase, mitochondrial. Gene Ontology annotation, biological process: ubiquinone biosynthetic process. NCBI's taxonomy places the organism in Eukaryota, Metazoa, Chordata, Actinopteri, Centropomidae. The record is from RefSeq and is a predicted model, not a curated record. Bases 527 to 1363 code for a protein of 278 amino acids. The transcript has 8 exons. Gene Ontology annotation, cellular component: mitochondrion.
CUUACAGUAGCAGAAGCUUGGUUUUCAGUGGUAAAACUCGUGGAAAAGCGCUGAACAGUUUAUGCACUAAAACAGGCUAAAACAAGCUACAUUGCUCCUGUGGAACCUACGAACGGAAGAGUCGGUUUUCAACGGACUUUUGAGGGUGUAACACAGGGUGCAACUGUGAAAACAAACUGUAGUUGAAUAUACUGUAACAUACAGACUGUGUGUGUAUAACUAUGUGGUAAACUUAUUAUUAUUAUGAAAUAAUUUAAACACGACUCGAAGCAGGUAGAUGUAAAUAGGUGUUAGCAUUAGCUAGCUAGCUGAGGGCGCACAGCCUGUGAAAACUCCCCAGGAAAGAUAAACGUUUCUCACCUUGGCUUUUGCUCUCAGUCCCACUGACUGUCCAAAGCUCGGAGCAGAGGCAGCAGCUUUGCGAAGCUGGUCAGAAAAUACCAGGAAAACAAACUAACCGUAACCCUAACGCACUGGAUUCAAGGAUUCUUGGUUUAAAGCUCGUCUGUAGCCAGAGGGGGGGAAGAUGAGCGGCCAUAAAUUCCUGUUCUCCGGGUUGAGGUGGUGGAUUUCAGGAAGAAGUAGAUGGAUGAGUAAACUUCAUGAUGGCCUGAGAGAACAGAGGAUCGCUUCUCUUCACUCGUGCAGCCCAAAAGUGUGUAUUGUUGGAGGCGGUCCGGCAGGUUUCUACACGGCACAACACCUGAUCAAGGCGCGUCAGGAUGUCGAGGUGGACAUUUAUGAGCGGCUGCCCGUCCCCUUCGGCCUGGUCAGGUUCGGGGUGGCCCCUGAUCAUCCUGAAGUCAAGAACGUCAUCAACACUUUCACACAGACAGCCAAACAUACACGCUGCAGUUUCUAUGGUAAUGUGAAUGUGGGGAAGGAUGUGAGCGUUGAGGAGCUGCAGCGAGCCUACCAUGCAGUCGUACUGAGUUACGGGGCAGAGGGAAACAGGAGUAUUGGAGUGCCAGGAGAAGAACUGACCGGCGUGUACUCUGCCAAAGACUUUGUGGGCUGGUACAACGGGCUGCCAAGCUGUCGAGAGUUGAGUCCAGACCUGAGUUGUGAAACAGCGGUUAUCCUGGGACAAGGCAACGUGGCCUUGGAUGUUGCAAGAGUCCUGCUGUCUCCCCUUGACAUUUUAAAGAAGACUGACAUCACCCAGCCGGCUCUGGAGGCUCUGACAGGGAGCCAGGUCCGCAGGGUGCUGAUCGUGGGCAGGAGAGGACCCAUGCAGGUCGCUUGCACAAUCAAGGAGCUCAGAGAAAUGGUGAACCUGCCGGACACCAGACCUGAGAUGGUGGUGUCUGAUUUUGAAGGCGUCACAGAGGCUCUUAAAAGGUACGAGAUAACAGUUAGCUGAUCAAAACCUGAGGAUUUGGUGUUAUAAAUUUUGA